Mustela lutreola (European mink) is the source of this 1437-nucleotide messenger RNA. RefSeq names its product IMP U3 small nucleolar ribonucleoprotein 3 (gene IMP3). Gene Ontology annotation, molecular function: structural constituent of ribosome; rRNA binding; snoRNA binding. Bases 658 to 1212 code for a protein of 184 amino acids. NCBI's taxonomy places the organism in Eukaryota, Metazoa, Chordata, Mammalia, Carnivora, Mustelidae. The transcript has a single exon. Gene Ontology annotation, biological process: rRNA processing. Gene Ontology annotation, cellular component: Mpp10 complex; small-subunit processome; small ribosomal subunit. The record is from RefSeq and is a predicted model, not a curated record.
CUAUACAUUAAGGAAGCAGCCGGGGAAUCAGUAUUUUUAUAGGUUCGCCAGCGUCCAGCCCCGCCAGACAGGGAGGAACCGCUAGCCGGCCUGCUAAAGGGCCCGGCGGUAGUGAGCCCCGUGGACUACCGGUCAGCCCCGAACGUCCGGCUCCGGAAAGAUCCCCACCAGGUGGGAGGGAGCCGACGAGGGUUAGCACGGUAAACUCCAUCCAACAAGCACGGCGGUCACCCGUCUUCCCCCAGCACUGUCCUCAGCUUCUCUGGGCAGACUCACCUGAAAGUCCCUAAAAGGUGUAAGUCUGAACGAGAGGAAACGACUACCGCACUAGACGAUACAUUUUGGGUAACUUAAGACCUCGCGAAAUUUUUUAACAAAAAACGAAAAGAAAAACACCUCCCCGUGACGCCCGCCGCCCCACCUCCGGCCUCUCUCCGCUACUUCUUCCCGGUCCCCUCAGCCAACGCGAAAAGAAACGCGAGACAGAGAUGUGAGGCGUGGCUCACUCUGACCAAUGGAAAUCGAGGGCGUGGCCUCGAGCCUCUCUCUCAGUGGCCAGGGGGCCCCAGGCCCGGUCUUCGCGCUCGGAGGCGGAAGUCGCUGGGCGACUCGUGCGCGUUCUUAGCCAGGCGGUUUGCUGCACCGGGAGCCGCCAUCAUGGUGCGGAAGCUAAAGUUUCACGAGCAGAAGCUGCUGAAGCAGGUGGACUUCCUGAAUUGGGAGGUCACUGACCACAACCUGCACGAGCUGCGCGUGUUGCGGCGUUAUCGGCUGCAACGGCGGGAGGACUAUACGCGCUACAACCAGCUGAGCCGGGCUGUGCGCGAGCUGGCGCGGCGCCUGCGCGACCUACCCGAGCGCGACCCGUUUCGCGUGCGCGCCUCGGCCGCCCUCCUGGACAAGUUGUAUGCUCUCGGCCUGGUGCCCACUCGCGGCUCGCUCGAGCUCUGCGACUUCGUCACGGCCUCGUCCUUCUGCCGCCGCCGACUGCCCACCGUGCUCCUGAAGCUGCGUAUGGCGCAGCACCUCCAGGCUGCCGUGGCUUUCGUGGAGCAGGGCCACGUGCGCGUGGGCCCCGACGUGGUCACCGACCCCGCCUUCCUUGUCACGCGCAGCAUGGAGGACUUUGUCACCUGGGUUGACUCGUCCAAGAUCAGGCGGCACGUGCUGGAGUACAAUGAGGAGCGCGAUGACUUCGAUCUGGAGGCCUAGCGGGUCGUCCCGGCCAGGGCUGUGCCUCAUAGAUGGGACAGCUGAGAACUGAAGUUUGAGAUUCUGUGAGGGCGCUCUCCCCGAGAGUGUGUCAGCCAGGCUUUGGUUCUUAAGAACUUAGCCCCUCAGCUGCAGGCUACACACAGAGCCAAAGGGUACGGCCGUUUUCCAUGAAUUUUGUUAGUCCUAGGACUGUUGAUAAAUGACUGAUUUAAGAGUCACUGG